AAAAAAGGUUUAUUUUUCUACUCUUUGACGGUGUCCAGACGAAGUGAGGAUUCUCGCUUCGUCACCUUCGUAUUCACAGUGUUCUGUUUCAAGUAAGAAAACAAUGAGCGAGCUUAUAUCGACAGCUCCAUUGUACACAAGAGAUCGGGUCCACCAAACGAAAAUAGGGAAUAUUCUGUGUACUGGGAAAGGCUGUAUUGGCUGUGAUAGAAAGUUUCAGACUGGUGAUCAGGACUUGUCGGAAAUUUUAGGCGAGGUCGAUUUGGUGGAUUUUGACAAACAGGAGCCUCGGUUUUUACCGACUUCUACCUGUGCAAGAGGAUUUUCACAUAACUACGACAAACACAAUGACGGUCGGCAUGGAAACACAGCAUUGAUGCGAGCUAAAACAAAGAAGGGAAAACUUCUCAGCAGAUCGAAACUUCGAGUGCAAGAGCGAAAUAUUACCAAGGAUGGUGUAAAAGUUAAAGAAAGAGAUUUUCAGCCCGCUAAAAAUAAAAUGAGUAGGCCAGAGUCAUUAGCUGUUGAUCAUAACACAGAUACUAAUAGACGUUGUUACAGAAAAAUUGUGAAGACUUCGGCUCAGUCAAAUCACAAAACAAUAAGAAAUAAAACUGUAUCUUUUUCGGCCCCUCUUGUUAGGCAGGGGACGUUUACUCUUGAAGUUAGUGAAACUGGAAAAUCAGAAACGAGUCAAGAACGUAGAAAUAACCGAAAACAAUCGACUGCUCCUCUGCAAACCAAUGGUCAUCACUGGAGAUCUCGGUCUCACCUCUCGAUAGCGGAACCAGACACAAAUUUCUUGAAAGUCAGGCAGGGGAUGUCCACUCUUAUAAAUGGCGAGAAAGGAAUAUCAGAAAAGAGUCAAGAACAUAUGAAAAACCGUAAACAAUCGACUGCUCCGCUGCAAACCAGUGAUCAUCACUUGAGAUCGCGUUCUUACCCUUUAAUGCCAGCACCGAAAACGAAUUUCUUGAAAAUGCUUCAUAACAGCAGUGUAGGAAUAUUUGACAUCAAGUCAAUGAAAAGCAAAAAGAAGUCUAAGUGGGUGAAAAAAGUUUUGAAAUCCGGAGUAAAAGAGGAAGAGAUAUUUCCUCAAAUUGAAGGUCGGAAAACCACGAGAGGCGGCAACAGAAACUUUAAGACAGCGAGAAACAGCCAAGAGGAAAGCACAUCAAAUUUACCUCAGAGAUCUAACGAAAAAUACAGAAACAAGGAAAAAGACUUAAAAAAUAUAUCUUCGAAAGACAAAGGGUUUUCAGCUUCGGAAGAUGAUCGUCAAUCUUCGGUUCUUGUGAUUGAGCAUUCCCACGACGAAAUGAACACAAAAGAUGAGAGUUUAUACAAGCUUGGUUUCACAGCACAACGUAGUGAAAGAAAGAAGAACUUUCCCGACGUUUCAAUACUGGAAAUUGCCGAAAGUUUGGAAGGUUUUGUUCAGCUGGGAGUUAUAAAACUUAUCUGUCAAGAACACGAAGGCUGUUGGUAUAUUAUAGUGAGUAGCCGGAUUAUUCGUGAUUUUCUUGUUCAAAAUGGCGUAAAGAUGCGUGGCAGGAACUUCCAACUGAUUGAUUGUACGAAAAACUCAUAUUAAUCAGUAAGUCCUGGAAAUGCUUAACAAUUAGCUUCAUGUUGUGAUAUGAAUGUACAUUAUCCAGCCAACAGGUUACGAUAAUAAUACAGAAAAAAAAAUUAUCAGCGAUUAAAUGAUUGAGUGGUAUCUCGAUUUAUUGCAUCUAUUUUUAAACCAUAGAUGAUCUUUGCAAUCUGAUGGGCUCUCAGCAGUGCGAUUUGUUCACGAAUCGCUCCUCUCUUUUCGCUCUAAAUCGCAAUCGUUUUCUCAGCUUGAAGAGAGCAACACCAAAGCAAAACUCUCAAUCAGCAACCGUACAGCAACCGAGUCUGGCCGUUGAGGGAGCCUGGAGUUAGAGCCACCUUCACGCGCCAUUGUUGGAAACCUGGUUGCCGGCUCCUACCCUAGCUGCCUGUAGAUUCUAGGGAGAUUACAGUAAAUGAUCCUC
This is a messenger RNA of Pocillopora verrucosa, 2021 nucleotides long. RefSeq lists its product as uncharacterized. NCBI's taxonomy places the organism in Eukaryota, Metazoa, Cnidaria, Anthozoa, Scleractinia, Pocilloporidae. The record is from RefSeq and is a predicted model, not a curated record.